AUGGCCACAGCCUCGUUCAAAUUUCCCGGCGUGAGGCAAUUGACAGCGUACGCGGUCUCGUUCGCUCCGCUAUACGCCGCGUGUUUUGCCAGUUUCGCCGCGUUCGUGUGGUCCGAAUUGUUUCUACACCCGAGACUGUCCAAGCAGUUUCGCACCGACGACCCCGCGAUCAGCAAGAGCUACGUUCCACAGGAGACGGUCACUAAUGCCCAGUGCCUGGCGAUUGCGUUCCCGCUGCCCGUGGUGGUGCUGAGUUGGUGGUGCUGGCUGGGGCGCGACGCCCUAGUGGAAAAUCGGUACAUGGUGCACUCGUACGCGCGCGUGCGUAAACCAGAAUGGGUGCCAGCGCGCUGGCACCUGUAUCACGCGAGCUGCGUGGUCCUGGUGCUUGUCCUGGGCAUCAACGGAGUGUUGACUAACGGACUGAAACUGGCCAUCACCAACGCGCGCCCGGACUUCCUGGCGAGGUGCAAGCCGGUAGACCCCACAGCACCAUACGUGGGCUACGACCAGUGCUCGCAAUCCGACAAAUGGAUUCUCUACGAGGGUCUGAAAAGCACUCCCAGCGGCCACUCUAGCUUCGCGGCCGCGGGGCUCGGGUUUCUAUACGUGUGGCAGACACACCACACGCGCGUGUCGCGCGUGCGACACUUCUGGUGUCCCGCACUGUGCUUUUUGGUGAUGGUCUCGCGCGUGGUGGACCACCGCCACCAUUGGUACGACGUGCUGGCCGGCGCAGCGCUCGGCGCGGCUGUGAGCGGCCUAGCUUGGACCAAGUGGAUGCGGGAAGAGCCCGUGGAGCCAGUGCUCCCGGUGUGA
Molecule: messenger RNA, 819 nt
Organism: Lachancea dasiensis
Lineage: Eukaryota; Fungi; Ascomycota; Saccharomycetes; Saccharomycetales; Saccharomycetaceae
Source: the annotation of a GenBank genome assembly